Oldenlandia corymbosa var. corymbosa is the source of this 528-nucleotide messenger RNA. The record is from the annotation of a GenBank genome assembly. NCBI's taxonomy places the organism in Eukaryota, Viridiplantae, Streptophyta, Magnoliopsida, Gentianales, Rubiaceae.
AUGAAGCUAUCAUCAAUUGAAGUUAGCUCAAGGAACAUGUUUCAAGAUCAAAAGAAUGAAUCUUCUGAUGAUAGCCGUGUUCGACAAUCUGGUUUUGUAGCCGACAUAGCUUCAGAUUUUUCAAAUCUCAGUGACCAAGAACAAGGCUGGUUGAUAAUGCUUUACAAUAGUAGGACUAAAGACACUUCGCCAGCAGCCGAUGGAAUAUCAGAGGGGUCAAUUUGUAAUGAUCAGCAGCUUGGUGCGACCGUCGCUGUUGAUCAUGCCAAAACAAGCACAACCACGUCAUCAGGGGCUGGCGAAGUAUGCACAGACCUGAUUUGCAAUGAUAGUGAUCAAACUCGGCAGCUUGAUUUGUCGGCCGAUUCUGUUUCUCUUGAGCAACUGGAUCAAGACUAUUUGGAGACACAAGAGGAUGAACGUGCUAAUAUGGGCAAGAUCAAGUUGCGAGAAGUAGAGAUUGUCCCACAAAAGGUGGCUAAUGGUAAUAAAAGUCAAGUUCAGCAUACCGAUUCUAGUGAUGACUGA